AUGGUCAAAAGUCUCUUCGAUUUUGCAUUAACAGUUGUUUGCCGCGAGCGGAUACGCAUCGAUUUGGGGUAUAUGCCGAUUCAUUGUAAACACAAAGUAUUGGAAUUCCUCUCGAGUCAUGAUCGGCUGGGCCUUGGCGAUAGUGGGGAUUUGAUGAAAUAUCCACUUUUCGGAAUGAAUUUAUCCACAAUCUAUUUUUAUCUCUCGGAUGAGGUGAACGACGGAAUGUUGGCUCAUCUGACGGAAUACAACAAAUUCUUAGAUAAAAUCACGUUGAUUGAGUGUAAAAAUGUGAGCGAUACGGGUGUGCAGAGUGUGACGAGGGCACAGUUCAAUUUGCAUACGUUGGAGUUGAGAUCGAUGAAUCAAUUAACCGAUCUCGGUCUUUCAAUGAUUCGUUCUCCUCAUCUUCAAACAUUGGAUAUUAGUGGAUGUAAACAGAUCACUUCCGAGGGUUUACAAGAGCUUUUAUCGUGGAAUCGGAAUAUCGAGGCUCUUUACUUGAAUAGUUGCACUGGAUUGGAUGAAAUGCUUUUCUAUCAUAUAUCUUAUUAUAUACCCGAAAAGCUAUCGAUUCUCGAAUUGGAUUUUCUCAAUAUAAUUCCCGAUUCAUCAUCAGUACUUUCACAUCUCAUCUCAUCGUGUCCAAAUUUGAAGCAAUUAUCGUUAGCGAGAUUUUUUCAGGAUGAAGAAAUGCUUGAUGUAAACCCAUAUCGAAUUGAUGGACUCUCGUUGAGAAAUGUUGAUCUUUAUGCGAAUUUCUUUGUGACUUUACCUCCAUUACCGACAACGCUCAAUCAUAUUCGAUUGUCUGUAUCGGGAGAAGAAGAUGUCGCUCAAUUGAUUGGAAGUCUUGAAACGAAACCCUAUCUUCAAACGAUUGAUUUAAUUGCAACUUGUCGAGAGGAUAGUGUUCAAGCAAUCGAUGCCGUGAAUAACUUAUUAUGUUUGGCUCUUCCAUACAUUGGACACAAAAUCAAUUUGAUGCAGAUCUCAGUGGCGCGUCUCUUCGAGCCAACUUUCAAUGUUUUAAUGGAUUUUUGCCCAAAUCUAACCCAUCUUGCACUUGAUGUGAAAAAUAUGAAUAAUUUGCUGCUACAAAAAAUGUUUACAAAAGGACCAGGCUCGGGAUUGAGAACAUUGAAGAUGUCAAGGAUGAGACUUUCCUAUAGAGUACUUUUUGCGAUAGCCAGAGGAGCCAGAAAUGUGACGGAUAUGGAAAUGUCAUAUAUGCCUUGUGUUGAUGAUCGUUUUUUGGCAUUGUUGGCAUCAAAUUGUCGUCAAUUACAGAAUAUUAAUUUCAAUGGUUGUCGAUAUGUGACUGAUAAAGGAUUAACAAGAAUGGCUAGAAGAUGUCCAUUGAGAGAGGUGAGAAUCAGAGGCACAGCUUGCACAGAUCGAUCAUUACAAGUAUUAGCCGAUUGGUGCCCUCAAUUGGAAUGGAUUUCCUAUGCGGAUUAUUCGGGUCGUCCCCGUUUCACUCAAGAAGCAAUCGAUCGUCUAAAAGAAGCUUGUAUUAACAAAUUGAUUUGU
This is a messenger RNA of Mesorhabditis belari, 1533 nucleotides long. Lineage: Eukaryota; Metazoa; Nematoda; Chromadorea; Rhabditida; Rhabditidae. The record is from the annotation of a GenBank genome assembly.